CGCUCGUAGCUCGUGUGAAAUGACACACGUUCGUUGAUCGGCGCCGUGUAAUUUACGGCCCUGUCCGCGUGAGCUCGUCGCGGGGGCGAGGAUACUACGAGCUCCUCGGAUUGGCCGGCGGCAAUUUCGCGGGUUCGAGGGUCGACGAGUCGCGCGAUGUGAUCGCGCCGCCAAUCGAGCAAGCUCCACCGUCUCUUCACCGUCACCCUCACCCAUCAGGUCAGUUUGUGGCAGCGCGUCGCCGUACCUGUAUACUCGUCGUCGCUGUCGCUGUGUUCGUAUUUAGGUGCUUGCCUAUCUCGAAAUGUCAUUUCUCACCCCGUCGUCGUGCCGCUAAUACUCUUUAAUCGCGCUCUUGUCGUCUCCAUUGUCACAUCGCUCCUAUCAUUCGAUCUUGUUUCCGUCUACUUUCUCCUACAUAUUCCAUAAUUUAUAAAUUAGAUUUAUAUAAAUCUCUUUUUCGAGAAAGUGACACACGGCGUGUUUCUUUACAUUAUCGAGUCGAGAUAAAUUUACGAUGUGAAAAUAGAAGAAGCUGAAGGAUUCUAUUGAAGAUUUUGCCCUGCGAGAAAAGCAACGAACGAAGCAAACUUGAAGGUAUCGAUUGAAGGAUUAAUUAUUGGUUCAGUGAGAGUGAUCGACAGUUUUCGCGAGUGAAAUACGCAUAUUUUCGCGCAAAUUCUCAGAUGCAAAUAUGUAUCGCGUAUAAUCGGGGUACGAAAAAAGGAUUCAUCGAGAGACUUGAAAAUAUUUCUUUCGGAAACUACGCCGCAUGUUGAAUGAAAAUUUCACCUGUUGACAUAAAAUGGAGACAUCACUUGCGAUUCCCGUCGAGAAAAAUCUCCCGAGAUGUCGCGAGGACGUCGAACGCGAUUUCGGCGUCUGGUAUCCUUGAAGGGAAGAUGCACUUUGCGAAGAUGCACGGGUGAUACAGGACAGACUCCGAUAAAAUGUUGAUCAAGGAGUAUCGCAUACCGCUACCUCUUACGGUAGAGGAAUAUCGAAUCGCUCAGCUGUACAUGAUAGCGAAAAAAUCGCGGGAGGAGAGCAAAGGUGCCGGCAGCGGUGUGGAGAUAAUCGAGAACGAGCCGUACAGCAACGGUCCAGGCGGUGACGGCCAAUACACGCACAAGAUCUAUCACGUGGGCAGUCACUUGCCGGGCUGGUUCAAGAGCCUGCUACCCAAGUCGGCGCUCAUCGCCAAGGAAGAAGCAUGGAAUGCCUAUCCAUAUACAAAGACUCGUUACACGUGUCCGUUCGUGGAAAAGUUCUCCGUCGAGAUAGAGACCUACUACUUCCCGGACAAUGGCCAUCAGGAGAAUGUCUUCAAUCUUAGCGGCAGUGAUUACAGAAACAGGAUCGUAGAUGUGAUCGACAUCGUCAAGGAUCAGCCUUAUGGGGCCGAUUACGUGAAGGAAGAGGAUCCCAAGUUGUACGUGUCGGAAAAGACAGGAAGAGGCCCUCUUGAGGAUACGUGGCUGGACGAUUAUUGGGCCGAUGUGGAAGGAAAGCAACAGCCAACGCCAUCGGGCAAGUCACUAAUGUGCGCGUACAAGCUAUGCCGAGUAGAGUUCCGUUAUUGGGGCAUGCAAACGAAAUUAGAAAAGUUCAUACACGACGUAGCUCUGCGGAAGACGAUGGUGCGGGCGCACAGACAGGCCUGGGCCUGGCAGGACGAGUGGAACGGUUUGACGAUGGAGGAUAUCAGGGAGAUCGAACGGCAGACGCAGUUGGCGUUGCAGCGCAAGAUGGGGCUCGGCGAAUCUACGGACGAUGAGCUCGAGGAGAACGAGAAUCGGGAGACGAGGAUGGCAAUGGCGACAAUGACGAUGACGACAACAACGACGACAUCGGCAACUCCUGUGACGGCAAACGCCUCGAUGACGUCGCCGGAUUCAGAUGUCGCCAAGACAUUGGCGGCUACCCUGGGCAGCAUUGAAAAGGAAGAGGCACAGAGUCCGCUGUCCAUCAGGAAACCGUCUGAUAUUCCCAUCAUUAACACGGCGGCCAGCUCCGAAAACGAAAUCAGUCCCGAAGACUCGCCGUCGCCGGUCGAUCUCAACGAGAUCAAAACCGUGAGCAGCAACGCGAAGAAGGAGUGGAGAAAGAACAACGUGCACUUGCAUUCACCAAACUCCAAUAAGAACUUUGACAUUCAGAUCGCGAACUGGAGGAUGGAGAGCAUCGUCAGGGAAUCUGAAUCUGGUAGCGACGACGAGUUCUUCGACUGUCAAGCUGGGUUCAUUAUACCUGUUAUACGCAAAGAGGACUUUGAAGAUAGCUCUUCAUUAGCUAAAUGGAGUUCUUUGGAUCUUCUAGCAGAAGGGGACGACACAACCGUACGGACAUCGCCUGCGGCAAGCGAGCAAGAAGACACAAUAUUUUCGCCUUCGUAUCUGCAGCGCGUCGCCAGCGAGAGAAAUAGUAAGAGACUGCAGAUUCGCACGUCGGCCAGUAUUGACGUGUCAUGUCCAACAUCCCCUCAGCAUUCUCCUACGCAUCAACCGUGCAAAAUUACCGUUUUAAUUAUCGUAAUGCAUGGUGGCAGUGUUUUAGACGCGAAUGUCGAUCUAACCGCGAAAAAGUCAGACAUAACAACAUUUCGCGGAGCUUUCGAAUCCGUGAUGAGGCAGCAUUAUCCCAGCAUGGUCGGACAUGUAUCCGUUAAAUUUGUCGCCUGUCCUUCCAUUUGUACCGAGGGUCUUGGAAUUUUAUCAAGUCUGAGUCCAUACAGCUUCGACGUAUCGCCUUCGUGUAUGGAUGCGCCGCAAGUUACACACGACACCAUCCCGAUCGGCGCGAUUCCUUUGCUGGCGAGCUCGAGUUCCGACUAUCAGGACGCGGUGUCGCGCGUAGUGAUGGCUGCCAAUCAAGUGUAUCACGAUUUCAUCAAGAGCGAGGAGGGUAGAGGCUUCACCGGACAGAUCUGCUUCGUGGGCGACUCGGUAGGCUCUAUCCUGACCUAUGACGCUCUGAGUAGAGCGACGCAACACUCGAGGCACAGUAGCGAGAACAGUAUCCUGGAGGGUGGUAGCGGCCAGCAGGGUAACGACAACGGCGGUAAUACCGAAGAUGCCAAGCAUCUAUCCGCGCCAUCCCCUAGAAGAAGGUCUUCCGGCACGGGCGACAACCCGCACCAUAACAAACUGGACUUCGAGGUAGGUGACUUCUUUACGUUUGGCAGUCCGCUCGCGCUGGUCCUUGCCUACAGGAAGACCGCGUCCGCUGACAGAAACAGCUUCAUACCCAGGCCGUUGGUCAAUCAGGUGUACAAUCUAUUCCAUCCCACGGAUCCCGUGGCCGCGAGAUUGGAACCUUUAAUCUCGGCGAGGUUUUCGCUGAUUCCGCCAGUCAAUAUCGCCCGAUAUCAAAAAUAUCCGCUUGGCAACGGUCAGCCUUAUCACUUGCUGGAGACUAUCCAGACAAAUCCGCAGCUGUUUGCUGACGGUCUCAACAUUCCUAAUAUUCAAAUGCAUUUAAGAAGAUUAUCCGAUAUAUCGCUUCAAAGUACAAUGUCGGGCAUUAUCGAGAAUGUUCCUUUACAAGCGGUGUCUGCCCUGACACAAAAGUGGUGGGGCACCAAGAGACUAGAUUACGCGCUCUAUUGUCCAGAGGGUCUCGCUAAUUUUCCUACAAAUGCCUUGCCGCAUCUCUUCCACGCCAGUUAUUGGGAAUCUUCGGAUGUAAUCGCGUUUAUUCUGAGGCAAUUGGGCAGAUUCGAUUUGUCACUGCUCGGUAACGAGGAAAAGGAUCUCACUAGCUUCCGUCCAGGUCAACCCAGAGAGAAAUGGAAUAAAAAGCGUACCUCUGUUAAACUAAAGAAUGUUGCUGCCAAUCACAGAGCGAAUGAUGUCAUUGUAAGGGAAGGUGCACCACAAGUAUUAGUCGCUAGGUUCAUGUACAGUCCUAUUGAUAUGAUAACUUUAACAGGUGAAAAAGUGGAUAUUCACAUUAUGAAAGACGCGCCGGCAGGUGAAUGGACAUACCUUUCUACCGAGGUAACUGACAAAAAUGGUAGGAUAAUUUACAAAAUACCAGAUGACAAAAUGCUAGGUUACGGGCUCUAUCCAGUAAAGAUGGUUGUAAGGGGAGAUCACACAUCUGUAGAUUUUUUCAUUGCUGUAAUACCGCCGAGAACCGAAUGCAUAGUUUUCAGCAUAGACGGCUCUUUCGCCGCCAGCAGGUCAGUGAGCGGCAAAGAUCCGAAAGUCUGGGCCGGUGCCGUCGAUGUUGUGAGACAUUGGCAGGAACUAGGUUACCUCAUCAUUUACAUUACUGCGAGACCUGACAUGCAACAGCAGACAGUGGUUUCCUGGCUAUCGCAGCAUAAUUUUCCUCAUGGUCUCGUCUCGUUCGCCGACGGCCUGUCCAGAGAUCCGCUCGCCCACAAAGCCGCCUACUUGAAUAGGCUUGUGAAGGAGCACGGAAUGAUAAUUCAUCAGGCGUAUGGCAGCGAGAAGGACAUUAGCGUGUAUACGGCGAUAAACCUCAAACCGAGCCAGAUCUUCGUCAUCGGUAAAGCGUCCAAAAAGCAUCAGGCCCUGGCGACAAUACUGUACGAUGGCUAUGCCGCCCAUCUGAGCACGCUGCAAGCGCAUGGAGGUUCACGUCCCGCUCAGGGCAACGCGCGUAUGGUGAUCCCCAGGGGUCAGUUCGGCUUGCCGGGACAAAAUGCUUCUUUACGUCGACGUAGCUCUUUUAGGACAGCAAAGCGUGCGAUCUCGCAGCCACCCUUGGGCAAGGCCCCCUUCCCGUUGGAACGAUCCACGAGCGUGGGUCCAGGAUCGAGCAACGUUCACCGAUCGGCGGCGACUGAGAAGCUCUGACGAUUCGCGCGCUGCCGCUCGUUCUUCGAGUCCCGGCGGUAAUUUCCCGCGAAGGAAGGACACGAUUCUCGGUUCCAUAUCCUCCUUUAUUCCGUUCCUUUCUUCCCUCGUUUCGUCGGGAUCCUUACUCCGUAUAAUAGUCUUAUAUAAAUCUUUACGUCCUCGCGUUGAUCCCGUCAAGAUUGUGAUUUUUGCAAUGUUACGCAGAUUCUUCUUUACUCUUCUCUGUUCUUUAUAGAUCUUCGAUGACGUAGGCCUUACCGCCCCAUCUUUCGUGAUAUCUCUCAUAUCGUAAAUUUAUAUAUAUAUAUUCUAUAUAUAACGAUAAAAAUAUUCUGUUUUUUAUAUAUUAUAGACUUUUAUUCUUCUUCUCGAUCUUAAACAUUUUUAGUUUCACGCGAGUGCUAGCUCUUAACGUUUUGUGGUGUCGGAAAAUUUCAUCCAUUCCUUUUAGAGAUCUGCGAAUAUUAGAUGUGGAAAAUUCCUCAAUUCGAUUUUGCGAAAAUCUCUUUGUUAUGUAGAUUCCAUAAAUCUUGUAACUAGAUUGUCUAGAUUUUUAGUUCCGAGUUAAUCCUUGUAUAGCUCGUAUCGUAUGACUUUUAUUGUACGGGACUAGCAAAACUCUCGUAUUAUUCCAAUAAAUAAAAUUUUAUUUAUAUAUAUAUAUUUUUUUUUUUUUGUUGGUCAUUUUUACACUACAGUUUAUUAUAGUAAUCUUACGCUAACAUGGAACAAAGAUAUUUAUUUAUUUGGAAUAUUUUUUUAUUUUCUUUUUAAUAUAAAAGCGAGUGAAAUAAGAAUAAAGAUAUAAAUUAAAACAAUAAUAGAAUUUUGUUUAGCGGAAUAAUGAGCCGAGAGAAUAAGAGAACUUGUUAAAACUGUUACCUGAGUCUCCCUAUUGUUAUUAAGAAGACGUAAUCUAAUGCUAUCUGUGUGACACACACUGAGACACGCUUAGACGUAAUUAGCGUUAAGAUCUGUUAGUAUUCUAUUCAUUGCCAAACACGUUAUAAAGAGACGUAAUACGUAAUGCUCUGCAAAGUCCGCGCCAAUUUCUUUCAGGGCUAUUUUCUCCUCGCGCGAAAUAUACCUGCAAAAAAGAAACAGUUUUAAAGUAUAAGGAUGUAACGCAUUGAUUGAUAGAUGAUAUACUUGUUAUACGCGUGCGAUUUUUUUAUCUGUUUGACUUUACAGUUUUAUUUAUAGUACAUCAAGAUAAAAGAUUAUAGUAUCGUUAUAAAUAUUAUUUAUUCGCGACGCAGACUGAGAGAAUGUAUUUUAUUAAAUCGACUGACACAAAAUAAAUAUUUGUAUCGAAGAAGAUAAUAAUUAAGACGCAGUAUUUUUGUAACGGUAAUUUGAAAAAAUAUGAUUAUUUAUAACCAAAAAUGAUGAUAAUGCGAGUGCAAUAACAAUAUUGAUUUGAGAAAAAGAUCUUUCCAUAUACUGUCUCUAUAAGAUAAAUAUAAAUGAGUUUUUAUAUUCAAUUAUUCACAGAAUAGUAAGUUUCUGAAAAUAACGCGUAUAUCGACAAGUAUUUGUGCAUUUAAUCGCGAAGCUAGGAGAUGUACCUAUCAUACAUUUAUAAGACGAAGCAUCGACAUUGUUAGACGCGCGCGCGCGACAAGCGGUACAAAGCUACUUCCCUCUUAUUAUAUAGUCGCGUAAAGCUGUAGCUGGCGAUGUAAAUAAUGUUAGAUGCUGUGUAAAUAACUACUGUUAUUCGUGGAUAACGUUAGGUCGAGGGUCGCGAAAUGUCAUAUUUACGUGAUUAGCUGCUAGAUGCUUCGUCGAGGAAAGCGAUGUGGAACGCGAUGUGUGAACGACUUGGAACUGAAAUGAAUCGAUGCCCUUUUGAUUUCUGUUAUUAUAUAAAAUUCCAAGUUUCUAUUUAUCUUAUCCUGCCUGUAAAUUCUCCCGAAUCUCGCACUGUACGACGAUACUCGCAGAAAGAAAAGAAAGAUUUAUUUGUCUCAGCUCCGAGUCGCACCGACGAUGAAUGGGAGGAAUAAUGGGAUUGAUCAUAAUCAACAUGGUGAUCCUCAUUAAGUUUAAAUCUAUUACAAUCAACGUUACGAAACAAUAAAAUCUUUCUUAUGAGCACGAUUCCAUCUACAUGGUGUCCCACAGGUCUUGCGUCGAUAACGGAAUUUUCACAGCGAAAUUGUUUUCUAUAUUGAUUUCUUUCUUAAAAAAGAAGUUUAACUAACGAUACUAUUUUCUUUCCAUUUUCAAAAGAUUGCCAGGUAUAUAAUUUUUAAUUUUUAAUUUAGGUCAUCGAUUCCUAAAUUAUUGUACCAUUUUAAAACAUGUAACUUUUAAUUUAAAGAAAAGUAAAAAUAUGUUGUAUUUUUAUUGUUCUAAGAUUAUUAUUAUCAUAUAAAAUCU
Molecule: messenger RNA, 7214 nt
Organism: Formica exsecta
Lineage: Eukaryota; Metazoa; Arthropoda; Insecta; Hymenoptera; Formicidae
Gene: rdgB
Product: protein retinal degeneration B
Exons: 22
Coding region: 951-4826 (1291 amino acids)
Biological process (GO): phospholipid transport
Cellular component (GO): cytoplasm
Molecular function (GO): phosphatidylcholine intramembrane carrier activity; phosphatidylinositol transfer activity; phosphatidylcholine binding
Source: RefSeq, a predicted model, not a curated record